CUCUCGAGCUUAUCUCCAUCUAAAGUCCAAGCUGGUUCGUUCAUACCUCCAGGCAGUCACUGAGAGCCUCCUCUAUAUAAACCUCAAGCUCCUUCCUUGUUUUUGAGAGAGAGAGAGAGGCUAUGGAAGCCAGAAACUUACUACGCGUCCUGUUUCUUUUUCUCAGUGUAGUCCUUGUGCUACUCUUCACCUGGGUUCAUCUCCCCUACGCGCCACCUUACGCAAAUGAGCUUCUUGACUGCGCCACCAACUCACCAUGGUGCACCUCCAAGAACCGCCUCCAAUCCAAACAAUCCGAACUCCUCAGAGAGCCCCGAAACCCCACGCGCCACCACAACCACGCGUCCGACACACCUCACCACCCUCUGGACCCUCUGACCAUCCAAGAACUCAACAAAGUCCGCUCCAUCCUUUCCUCCCACCCACUCUUCAUAUCGUCGACCUACGCGCUCCACUCCGUCGACCUCGAAGAGCCCGAGAAAGCGCUCGUCAAGAAAUGGAAGAAGGGGGACCAGCUGUUACCCAGAAGGGCCUCUGUGGUCGCACGUGUCAACGGCAACUCAAACGUGUUGACAGUAGAUCUCAGCACCGGCCAGGUGACCGUGUGCGAAACCGGCUCGCCUUCCGGCUACCCCACGAUGACGAUAGAGGACAUGACCACGGCCACGUUGGCCCCACUCGCUAACGCUGACUUCAACCGCACGAUCAUCCAGCGUGGGAUUGAUCUGGCGGACCUGGCGUGCCUGCCGAUUUCGACGGGGUGGUACGGCAAGUCCGAGGAGAAGAGGAGAUUGAUUAAGGUGCAGUGCUACUCCAAGAAGGGCACUGUGAACUUCUACAUGAGACCAAUCGAAGGGUUGACUGUGCUUGUUGAUUUGGAUACUAAACAAGUGGUGGAGAUUUCAGAUAAGGGCAGCAGCAUACCGAUUCCAAAGGCCGCCAACACAGACUAUCGGUACUCCGUUCAGGAGCUCCAUCAAAUAAUGAACCUACUGAACCCGAUAUCCAUCGAGCAACCCAAGGGUCCGAGUUUUAGCAUUGAAGAUGAGCACUUAGUCAAGUGGGCGAACUGGGAAUUUCACCUGAAACCUGAUGCGCGAGCGGGUAUGAUAAUAUCUCGGGCCAAGGUCCGGGACCCAGACACCGGGGAGCUAAGGGAUGUGAUGUACAAAGGGUUUAGCUCCGAGCUCUUUGUGCCUUACAUGGACCCCACUGAUGCGUGGUACUUUAAGACGUAUAUGGACGCUGGUGAAUACGGGUUCGGGUUGCAGGCCAUGCCACUUGACCCGCUUAAUGAUUGUCCGCGGAACGCGCAUUAUAUGGACGGUGUGUUUGCCUCAGCUGAUGGAACCCCGUACGUCCGAUCAAACAUGAUUUGCGUGUUCGAGAGCUAUACGGGCGACAUCGGAUGGCGUCACUCUGAGAGCCCAAUCACGGGGAUGCCGAUUAGAGAGGUGAGGCCAAAGGUGACGUUGGUGGCUAGAAUGGUAGCGUCGGUCGCAAACUAUGACUACAUUGUUGAUUGGGAGUUCCAAACAGAUGGACUAAUCAGAAUUAAGGUUGGACUUAGUGGUAUUUUGAUGGUGAAAGGUACAGCCUACGACAACAUAAACCAGAUUCCCAACGGAGAAAAUAUACACGGCACCCUUUUGUCUGAAAAUGUCAUCGGCGUUAUCCACGACCACUACGUCACGUUCCACCUUGAUAUGGAGAUCGACGGCUCAGAUAACUCCUUUGUUAAGGUCAACAUUAAGAAGGAGCAGACCUCAGCCGGCGAGUCACCAAGGAAGAGCUACUUGAAAGCCGUCAGAAAUGUGGCCAAGACUGAGAAGGAUGCACAGAUUAAGCUCAAACUCUAUGACCCGUCUGAGUUCCACGUCAUUAACCCGUCAAAGAAGACCCGGGUCGGAAACCCGGUUGGAUAUAAGGUGGUUCCCGGUGCCACGGCGGCUAGCUUGCUUGAUCUUGACGACCCUCCCCAGAAGCGGGGCGCUUUCACAAACAACCAGAUAUGGGUCACUCCCUAUAACCGGAGUGAGCAGUGGGCCGGCGGGUUGUUUGUUUACCAGAGCCAAGGGGAAGACACUCUUGCAACAUGGUCUCACAGGGAUCGAGGAAUAGAGAAUAAGGACAUCGUUGUGUGGUACACGCUAGGGUUCCAUCACAUACCAUGUCAGGAGGAUUACCCAGUUAUGCCCACUGUGUCAUCAAGCUUUGAUCUAAAGCCAGUCAAUUUCUUUGAGAGCAACCCUAUUCUUCGGAUCCCACCUAAUGUGGAGAAGGACCUCCCUGUUUGCAAGCCUACUUCUUCAGUUUGAAUAACUAAUCCACCCUCCUAUAUAUAUAUAUAUACACUUCCCAUAUGUACAUAUUUUCGACAUUUCAUGAAUAAAUUGUAUAUAUAAGGAUCUUUAUUCA
Molecule: messenger RNA, 2418 nt
Organism: Alnus glutinosa
Lineage: Eukaryota; Viridiplantae; Streptophyta; Magnoliopsida; Fagales; Betulaceae
Product: amine oxidase [copper-containing] gamma 1-like
Exons: 4
Coding region: 123-2318 (731 amino acids)
Biological process (GO): amine metabolic process
Molecular function (GO): primary methylamine oxidase activity; copper ion binding; quinone binding
Source: RefSeq, a predicted model, not a curated record